Molecule: messenger RNA, 717 nt
Organism: Recurvomyces mirabilis
Lineage: Eukaryota; Fungi; Ascomycota; Dothideomycetes; Mycosphaerellales; Teratosphaeriaceae
Exons: 2
Coding region: 1-717 (238 amino acids)
Biological process (GO): exocytosis
Cellular component (GO): cell tip; Golgi to plasma membrane transport vesicle
Molecular function (GO): guanyl-nucleotide exchange factor activity
Source: RefSeq, a predicted model, not a curated record
AUGGCACAGCAUGCGCCACGCGACUCUGCCCUCCGGAUCUCAUCCACGACUCCCGAUGCGGUGAGUAUCAAGGAGUUAGAGGAAGAGAACAAACGACUGCUUGAGAAGUGCAACGCUGCAACUCAGCAUUACGCCGACUACGAGAACGAUAUUCACAUCCUCAAGGCGCAAGUCCGCCAAGCACAACGACGCAACGAUUCGUUAGGAAGCAAUGGCAGCGCAGGCGAUACAUCGACCGCUGGUACAGUGUCAGAAAAACCUGGCAUCUCACGUUUCGGCAGUUUCAUGCACUCGCGCAAAGCAUCGCCUACCACCAAUGGUCUAGGACAGGCCUCGGCUGCUCGUGAAGAAGAGCUGAGGGCUGAGCUGGCGAAGGAAAAGAAUACGCGAUUGGAGGCUGAGAAGAAGGCUAAGGAGGCGCACGAUGAGAUUGAGGAGUUGAGUGCGACACUUUUUGAACAGGCGAAUGAGAUGGUAGCUAGUGAGCGCAAAGAGAAUGCACGACUUGUGGAAAGAGUACAGAUGUUGGAACAGCAGGUCCUUUGUGCGCAACAAGGUCGUGGUGGGAGCGUAGACACGUCGAUGGAGACCGCGAAGCUCCAGGAGCGGCUUCACGAACUGAAGUCGAGAGAUGCGGAGCGCAAUCGGAGACUGGAAAAACUCGAGGCUGCGAUAUGGCGAGUUGAACGGGUGAACGAUAUGCUGCUGCCACGGUGA